Molecule: messenger RNA, 6189 nt
Organism: Pestalotiopsis fici W106-1
Lineage: Eukaryota; Fungi; Ascomycota; Sordariomycetes; Amphisphaeriales; Sporocadaceae
Exons: 4
Coding region: 1-6189 (2062 amino acids)
Biological process (GO): long-chain fatty acid biosynthetic process
Cellular component (GO): fatty acid synthase complex
Molecular function (GO): enoyl-[acyl-carrier-protein] reductase (NADH) activity; [acyl-carrier-protein] S-malonyltransferase activity; [acyl-carrier-protein] S-acetyltransferase activity
Source: RefSeq, a predicted model, not a curated record
AUGACUACAUCAGAAGAGGGUACAUCGUCAUUCGACGAGGUAAACCCCACGCCAAAGAUUUUUGAUACUCCUGGCUUGUUCACUCCUGUCACUCCUGGAGUCCUAGUCCAAUUCUCCAUCAGCUUCCAACAAGUCCAUGUCGAGUUUACUCUGCCUGCAUCAGAUGCAUCGCAACUAAACGAGUCUCGAAGAACCUUUCUCGCCACCCUCGACCAAUCGCAGAGCAAUAGCGAUGGCAAGGCAUCGAUAUCAGCGGCCGUGCUGGCAUUCCAGUUCUUAGAAUAUCUCCUGACAAGCCGCGUGUCUCUUGGGACAUUGGCACGAGUCUUCGACGCGGUUCAAUCAGAUAUAUUACGAGACAAAGAGAUACAUGAUUUCUUGAACCAGCUAGACGAUGGCAUCUCUGCACGGAAAUACAUAUUGCGCACAUACAUGGUCCUGGUGGCCAAGCUUUCUAUUCCACUACCAUCUGGUCCUAGUGCCUUUAUAUCUGCGGCGACUAGAGAAAAGCACCGGAUCUUGGUGACAUUUGGGGGUCAGAGCUCGGCCAACCCCAACUGUGUGGAUGAUCUUGCAGACCUCUAUUCCAUCUAUCAACCGUACUUGGAACCCCUCGUCACGGUUCUGGGCGAUGUUCUCAACUCGCUGUCGCGGCACCAUGACACCAAGGCAUUUUAUCUGGGUCGCGAGAUUGACCUCGCAGCCUGGCUGGCAGACCCGGCAACACGACCGAGCAAGAGCUUCAUCUCUGGUGCAGCUGUCAGCUUUCCCAUCAUUGGUCUCACAGGAUUGCUACACUAUUCCGUAAUAUGCCAAUUGCUGGGCAAGACUCCAGCAGAGAUGGCUCAGACCCUGGCUGGAACUACGGGUCACUCGCAAGGAAUAAUACUUGCUACAGCAGUCGCAAAAGCUCAUUCGUGGGAGUCAUUUCUCGUGGAAGCAAAGUGGGCCAUGGAAAUGCUAUUCUGGAUUGGCUAUGAGAGCCAACUCGCAGCGCCACAGUCGGCGCUCAGCCCAGCAAUGAUCAACGAUAAUGUACAAAACGGAGAGGGCAUUCCGUCUCACAUGUUGUUGGUACGAGGAAUGGGCAGAGAAAAAUUGGACGGCAUGAUUGCUGCAGGCAACAAGUACCUGUCAAAGGAUGAGCGCCUCCACCUGUCCCUCAUCAACUCUUCAGCAGAUCAUGUUGUUGCUGGGCCGCCGAAAAGCCUGAGAGGUCUAGUCUUGCGGUUGCGUCAAAUUCGCGCAAAGGACGGUCUUGAUCAAAGCCGUGUGCCAUACAGCAAGAGAAAACCAGUCAUUUCCCUGGUUUUCCUACCGGUCAAUGCGCCUUUCCACACACCCUAUCUACGGGAGGCAGCGGACCGUGUCAGCGCAAGAAUGUCUAGAUCCUGGCCGGACCCUGCGAGGAUAAGCGACCUGAGAAUUCCAGUUUUUGACACCGAGAGCGGCUUAGACAUGCGCAUGGCAUACAGGCCAGAAGCAGACAUGACCCAUCUCUUGAUCGACGCUGUCAGUACAAAGGUGGUGGAUUGGCCCAAGACUCUUCAAGUGGACAAUGGACCAAGAAGAUUCUCACACAUCAUUACUCUCGGUGCCGGGCGCUUCGCUGGCAUGGUGCAUCAGAAUGUGGAUGGCCGCGGUGUUCGUGUGAUUGAUGGCACGAAGCUCGACACUGCCGACCUGGCCACGACGGGAGACAAGGCAGAGAUGUUUGCGCAAGAAUUCUCCAGGUCAUCUACUUUUAUCAAGUCAUGGAAAGAGAGGUUCCGACCUCGACUCGUUCAGUCUGCCGAUGGCGACUACAGAGUUGAGACGCGGUUGAACAAGAUUCUGAAAGCCCACCCCAUCAUAGUCGCCGGCAUGACGCCGACCACAGUGCCAUGGGACUUUGUCGCAUCUGUCACCGAUGCCGGGUAUCACAUUGAACUGGCCGGCGGUGGCUACCACAAUGCUGCAGCCAUGACGUCGGCCAUUGAGAAGCUGGCCGCCAACAUACCAGUGGGACGGAGCAUUACAUGCAAUCUGAUCUACGUCGACCCAAAGGCGAUAGGUUAUCAAAUUCCUCUGAUCCGCCAGCUCAUCAGCAAUGGGUUGCCGAUUCGAGGGCUCACAAUUGGUGCUGGCGUUCCAUCCUCCGAGGUUGCUGCACAGUACAUUGAGACCUUGGGCAUUGAGCACAUUUCCUUCAAGCCUGGGUCCAUCGGGGCUAUACGAGAUGUCAUUAGCAUUGCCAAGGCACACCCUACCUUUCCCAUCAUUCUUCAAUGGACUGGCGGCCGCGGUGGCGGUCACCACUCAUGCGAAGACUUUCACCAACCACUGCUUGAGACGUAUAGCGAGAUACGUCGCUGCUCCAACCUCUACCUUGUGGUAGGCAGUGGCUUUGGAGACGGCAAGGGAAUGCUCCCCUAUCUGACUGGAUCCUGGUCCGUUCCGUUCGGGAGGCCAGAAAUGCCGUGCGAUGGCAUAUUGCUAGGCAGUAGAAUGAUGGUUGCCACCGAUUCAAACACCUCCCCCAGCGUCAAGAAGGUUCUAGUAAAGGCUUCGGGUGUCAACGAUUCGGAGUGGGAACAGUCAUAUGAGAAGACAGGUGCUGCCGGGGUUCUGACUGUAACGUCGGAGAUGGGCCAGCCCAUCCACAAAGUAGCCACGCGCGGUGUCCGGCUCUGGAAAGAAAUGGACGACACCAUCUUCAGUCUUCCCAAGUCGGAGCGCAGAGCAGCUCUUCUCAAGCGCAAAAGCGAGAUAAUCAAGCGCCUCAAUGAAGAUUACGCCAAGCCCUGGUUCGGUCAAGAUGCUGCGGGCCAUGCGGCGGACCUUGAGGACAUGACCUAUGCUGAGGUGCUAGAUCGACUGGUAAACCUCAUGUAUGUUGCUCAUCAGAAGCGAUGGGUCCACCCAUCCUACCACGAACUUGUGCACGAGUUUGUCGAUCGGACGCUUGAAAGAUUGUAUCCUCACAGUGUUGAUCCUUCCUUGCUGGAAAAUGCAGAAACCUUGAUCUCGGAGCUAAAACGCCUUUGCCCCGAGAUUACAGAGCAAAUCCUCCAUCCCGAGGACGCCCGUGCUUUCGUGCAGGCUUGCAAACUCCGUGGCCGGAAGCCAGUCAAUUUCGUCGUGGCUUUUGACGAUGACUUUGAACACUGGUUCAAGAAGGACUCUCUGUGGCAGUCGGAGGACAUUGAGGCCGUCAUCGAUCAGGACCCAGAACGUGUCUGUAUUUUGCAAAGCCCCGUAUCUGUGAGAUACUCGACGAGAGAUGACCAGUCAUCCAAAGAAAUUCUAGAUGAGAUUCAAAAUGAUCUGGUCGCCUUGAUGCAGGCUUACAAGGAUUCGAGCAACGUCAAACUCCAGGCGACACUGCCCGUGGCCGUGGCUCAUCCAAUCUCCAACAGUAUCAUUAUCGAUGACAUGGCUGGUAGUACCGCUUUCAAGCCCGUGUCCGGCCAAGAUCUCCCCGGUCCAGAUGACUGGAUCGAGUGUCUAGAGCCCUACACAUGCCCUUCCGUCCUUGCCCUACUUGAACAAGACACCUUGUUUGAAACUUCUACAAACCGUAGUCGUCCUAACCCAUUCCGUCGCAUCUUCUCAGCCCGACACGGAUACACUUUGAUUCUGGACCGCGACUGCGACCAGAUGUCGCUCCAACAUGAUGACUCGGAUCAGACUAUCGUACGCGUGACCGCCGCCUCUCCUGAUAAGCUUCAGGUACAAUUCGUUCAUGGCGACCAUGUUCCCACGGGCGUGGCAAGUUUGACUCUGCAAUUAAAGUAUGAUGCGCGCAGCAUGCAGCUGAUUGACUGCACCGACAAUCGCAAUCGCCGGAUCCAGGAUUUCUAUGCCCAACUCUGGCUCGGCCAGGGAGAGGCACAAAAUGGCAGACUCACAGACCGUUUCUUUGGGGGCAGCUUCGAGCUCACCCAAAAGCUUCAGCAAACCCUGAGCUCGGUCGUCUCCCACGCCAUGUCUGAUGGGUCCAGUAUCGGUCGAACAAAUACCCUGCCACUGGAGACAGGCGUGAUCGCGUCAUGGGACGUCUUGAUGACUCCCUUGCUGAUCAGUGAUCUAGACGGCGACAUCCUCCGCCUCGUACACCAGUCGAUAGGAAUCGAGUAUACCUCUGGCGCUGCGCCGUUGCAGGUCGGGGAUUCUAUCAAUUCAGAGUCCUCGAUCCGGUCUGUAACAAUUCAGCCAUCGGGCAAGUCGGUCGUUGUUGAGGCCAAGCUGCUUCGGGAAAGUCGUCACAUUGGCACUGUCACAUCCGAGUUCUUCAUCAAGGGCAGCUUCUCCGACCACCACAAUACUUUCCGAUAUGAGGAAGAGCCCGUCAUGGAGCUCAAGGUCGAGUCCAAGAUAGAUGAGGCUGUCUUGCGUGAUCGUUCUUGGCUCCGACUCGAUGAUGCGUGUGAUACACUUUCUGGAAAGACAUUGAUAUUUAAAACACAGACGCGAGCUCAAUGGCUGGAUCAUACAAAGGCUGCGGACCUCAUGAUCCGAGGCACUGUGGAGCAUAUGCUCUGGAAUGGCAGCAGAGUCAAAGUGGGUUCCAUCUACCUUGACGCGACCAGAAGUCUCGGAAACCCAGUCAUGGACUUUCUUCAACGAAAAGGCAGAGUCAUUGAUGCCAAGGUGAUGCUCAAAAAUCCCGGAUGGGCUGAAGACUCUGAACGUACCGUCAUUAUGCCCUCCCACACGCAGCUUUACGCCGAGACUUCGGGCGACUGCAAUCCCAUCCAUGUAUCUCCAGUCUUUGCCGACCUGGCUGAGCUGCCUUGCCCCAUUAUGCACGGCAUGUACACGGCAGCAGUCUCCAGAAAGGUGGUCGAAGAUCUCGUGGUUCCGGGCGAGCCACAGCGGAUGCGGCGCUUCAAUGCCUCCUUUGUUGGCAUGGUUCGGCCAGGCGACCACCUCAUUGUGGGAUUCUCACAUGUUGCGAUGAACAAUGGUCGCAUGGUCCUCAAAGUCACAGCCCGUCAGGAAGAGACUGGCGAGGAGGUGCUACGCGGCGAGGCCGAAGUCGACCAACCCUCGACAGCAUACCUGUUUACUGGUCAGGGAAGCCAGUCACCUGGGAUGGGAAUGGGUCUCUAUGAGACUAGUCCCGUUGCCAAAGCCAUCUAUGAUGAGAUGGACAGCCAUAUCAGGGACACGUACGGCUGGUCGAUCCUUCAGGUCAUUCGAGAAAACCCGAAAGAGCUUACGGUUCAUUUCCGAGGUCGCCAGGGCCAGAAGAUACUUCAAAACUACCUCGAUAUGAGGUCCGAGGUGACCGAGAGCGACGGUACACGCCGUUCAAUCCCAAUCAUACCAGGAUUGAGCCGAGACUCGACAUCGCACACCUUUUCCGAUGCUCGCGGUCUUCUGCAAUCGACACUCUUUGCACAACCAGCCAUCAUCUUAUUGGAAAAGGCGACUUUUGAGCACAUGAGAGAGAGCGGACUGAUCCAGGAGGGCGCCUUGUUCGCUGGCCACUCGUUGGGCGAAUACGGAGCCCUCUCUUCCUUGGCUGGCUUUGUCAGUUUCAAGGACAUGCUCAGCAUUUGUUUGUAUAGAGGGUUGAUCAUGCAGCUGGCCGUUCCCAGAAACCACCAAGGCUAUACUGGUUACUCCAUGAUGGCAGCCAAUCCAGCUAGGGUGGGAAAACAUUUCGAUGAUGCCGCGCUGCGACAAAUUGUCCGCCAUAUCCACCGCGAAAGUGGCGAGCUGUUGGAAAUUGUAAAUUUCAACAUUGAAGGUGAACAAUAUGUUUGUGCCGGUCAUGUGCAAAACCUCCAUUGCCUUACCGAGAUACUCAAUGCUGCCGCUGUCCAAAAAAUCAAGCCGGCAUCCAUUCAGGAGUUCCUAGGCUCUUCGGAGCCGGAGGGAACCACUGUCGGGAAGAUCAUUGCCCAGAGUAUCGCGCAGUCAAAACAAUUACCGCUGGAUGUUGAGCUCCGUAGGGGCAAAGCUACCAUUCCAUUGGCUGGCAUUGAAGUACCGUUUCACUCGAGCCGCUUGGAACCUGGAGUUCCUACAUGGCGAGCCUUCCUGCGCGAUCGUAUCGUGGUAGAAGACAUACGCCCAGAGCGGCUCGUGGGCAGCUUCAUUCCGAAUGUCGUUGGAAAGCCAUUUUCUCUGGACAGUUCCUUUGUACAGGAGGUGGCUCAUAUCACGCAAAGUCCGAUUCUGGAAAGAAUAGUUUGCUAA